AUGAUACUGUGCUUUAUAUUAUCGCCAGUCAACUCGUCCACAUCCACCAACUUUCUGAAUGACGGUAUAUGUAAUCCAACAAACACAGUCACAUGCCCGUGUUCGCGUCUCACAAAUGACAGAUUGAUGGUCAACUGUAGUUCAAAGGGAUUCAGUGAGGUACCCUCAGGCUUCCAGAACGCCUCAGUGCUGCUGUUGAAAAACAAUAUCAUUACAUGGUUGAACGCAGGAAACUUCAAGGGUCUUCAUUACCUAGAAACAUUGCAUAUCAGUGACAACAGAAUCAAAACCAUAGCGACUGGAACAUUUGAUUAUCUUUACAGUCUGCGAACCAUAAACUUACAAAACAACCUUUUAACCCGGAUCGAAUCUACCACGUUCCAAAACUUGCCUAACCUUCGAAUACUGGAUCUUACGAACAACCAGAUCGGCAGAGUAAUAGGCGACGCCUUCGUGACGCUCACAAAUCUGAAACAGGUCGCAUUUACCGGAAAUGGUCUCAUUUGUGAUUGUGAAAUCCGGAAGUUUUCACAAUGGUACGGAAUCAUGGGAACGUACGACGUUGCGGUACUUGAUGCGCAUUGUGCUGACAAAAAUAAUCUCCCCAUCCAGGAUGUGACCGACUUCGGUGUAUGUACAGGACAAGAUCUCUUUGGUCAGGAUAUAUCUUGUGAGUUCUGUGAACAGAAAAAGAGUGAGCGGCUGUGUGAAUCUCCUGUAGCAAUGGAAGCGGGUUGUCAAAGUUCGGAUCAACCAGUGUGUUAUUCCAAAAUGGCGUUCACGUCAACCGGCCUGGAGCUAAAUAAAGGAUGUGAGUCGUAUGUCUCUUGUGUGGGAAAGGCUCGAAUUACCAACCCGCAAUGCUCCGGGAGAACAAACGUGCAAUGUACUUUCUGUUGUCUGGGAAACCAUUGCAACGACGACAAUACCGGAAACCGCUUGAGGACGGUGACGUUUGCCUUGACAGCAGAAUUGUAUGGCGAUGUUGCUGAUAAUCUGUUAAUUGGAGGUUCCGUGUUUUAUGUCGCUGUUCAAUCCGCAAUUGCAAAUAUUUUAACCAAUCAGUCAUUGGGAUCAUAUCACGUGAUCGUUCACAGCAUCGCGAGAUUAGGGCCCGGAGAAUUGACAGUUUCUGCCAGCAUUGAGUGCUACACAAUAUACGAAAUGCAGGAAGUCGAGUUAUAUAGCUUUAUCUAUAACGAACUUCAAAAAACAGCCCAGUUACACGACAAAAAGGUUCACAGCUGGGCACUUGAAAACCCAACACUGUGUCCUGCUGAAAAUGUUGCCAGUCCUAAAGGAACGUUUUCUUGGACUUUUGCUGAAAUAGGUGAAACACAGAGGGUCGUUUGUCCAAACUACACAGGAAACAGUUUCAAAUAUGCUUACAGAGAAUGCCUGAUGGGACUUAACAAUGUCGCAGAGUGGUCAGCCAUGACUGUUAAGGAUUGCCUUGACUACACAGCACCAGCAACGACGACAUCGACGACGACGACGACGACAACAACAACGACGACAGCGCCACCUGUUAGCACGACGGCCAAUCUAAUACAACUGUCUCGGGAACCGGCCACAGACGUGAAUGCCGAUGACCAGGCCACUAAGCUUGCGGAAAUAUCGGGGGCCUCCGAAACCUACAGCAGUGAUGAUGUCAAGUUGACGAUCGAUAAACUGGAGGAACUAAUCAACCUUAAUAGCACCCACUUCUCCUCACAAAGGGAAGCAAACAUCGCGAAGACUAUGAGUAACUUCCUGGAUACUCCAAAGGAGCAGUUAUCAGUUGCAGAAAAGGAUUCGAACAGCCCGACUAGGUUUUUGCAAAUAGUUCAGACGUUGGUUGACAGAGCUGAAACAAACAGUUUCACCGCUGUAAAUCCUAAUUUGGCAUUGUUUUCAAGAAGAGGAAUUACAUCGUCCAGUUUCAAUGGUUACACUAUUCAUUCUAACAGCCAGCCAGGGGAAAAGUUUGCUCCAAAUUCGGUCCAAGUACUUGCAGGGACACAUAAUACCAGUGACCAGUCUUUCUUAGUCUUACCUGCCGAUCUCCCUCAAUCAUUGACUGCCAACCAACGGGCGGCCAUAUCUAAAAUAACAUUUGCAGCUUUUGCCGAGGAUAAAAUAUUCUCAGCCAUAACAGGUGAUCUUCCACUGGCGUCCGGCGAUCCACAAGUGGGCGAUAACUCCAAUUUUAUUAGGGGUCCCAACAGUCUAAUAAUGGCUGCCUCUAUACCUAACGUUGAUGUCUCUGGUCUGCAAAGUCCGGUCCUACAGCGUUUUGUUCAUACUGAUAAGAAUUCUAACAACCCUGAAUGCGUCUUCUGGGACGAAAGUUUACAAACCAUAUCAAAAUGGUCAAACCAAGGCUGCUUCAUAUACGAAACUGUGAACAACUCCCACACCACCUGUGCAUGUGAUCACCUGACCAACUUUGCAUUAUUAAUGGAUAUUUACGGUACAGGUGGAAACCUCAGUGAAGAGAACAGGCUUGCCAUGUCUCUAAUUUCCUAUAUCGGAUGUGGGAUUUCCAUAUUUGGUCUUUUACUGACACUCAUUACGUAUUGUGCUUUCAGAAAACUACGUACCAGUAACCCGUCGAAGAUUCUCAUCAAUCUGUGUAUUGCCCUGAUUUCGGUUAAUAUAAUCUUUAUCUUGGGUCAGCAAAAAUACACCCUGGACAACUCCAUUGCUUGUAAGGUGGUGGCGAUUUUGCUUCACUACUUCCUGUUGUCCGCUAUGACGUGGAUGGCGGUGGAAGCUUUCUACAUGUACCUGGCUCUGGUCAAGAUAUUUAACACCUACAUCCGGCGUUUUCUCCUCAAGUGUUGCCUGGUAGGAUGGGGUAUACCUGUUGUGGCGGUGGCGGUGACGUUAGGAAUUAACAAGACGGAUAACUACGGAAAACAAGCUGGAGACAUAUGCUGGCUGAAUCCUAUACCAUUCUACGGUGCUUUUCUGGCCCCAGUGUUGCUGAUUCUCGUCCUCAACACCAUCGCAUUUGUGUUGGUAACGCGUCAACUGUUUGGAAUGUCGUCCAAAAAGAUUACCAAGUCGGACAAAUCCAGCACUGUAUCCCGACUCCGAGGGGCUGUGGGCGUGGUCAUCCUUCUUGGUCUGACCUGGGUGUUUGCAAUAUUUGCUGUCGGUGGCAUCGGUGGAAUAAUUAUCCAAUAUUUGUUUACCAUCUUAAAUUCACUUCAAGGACUUUUCAUCUUCAUUUUUUAUUGUUUUCUGCACAAAGAGGCAAGGAAGAAUUGGGCGAGAACGUUACCUUGUUGUGACGCUUCGGACGAGAAGGGAAGCACACAGACCAGUAAAGGGGAGAAAGGGAAAAAGUACACCCCAGGGUACAAUUCCAGCAGCUCUCCGUCCUCUAGAAAUGGCACUGCCUCCUCUGCUGACUUUUCUGACAUAAGUAGGAGUACCAGCCAAAGUGACUUCGGCCCACAAUUUCCAUCGACCGAGCCUACACGAGGAAGAUUCCCGUCAUAUGCUGAUUCAACAGUAUAA
Messenger RNA from Ylistrum balloti, 3507 nucleotides. Its product is annotated as adhesion G-protein coupled receptor G6-like. The record is from RefSeq and is a predicted model, not a curated record. Bases 1 to 3507 code for a protein of 1168 amino acids. Gene Ontology annotation, molecular function: protein binding; G protein-coupled receptor activity. Gene Ontology annotation, biological process: cell surface receptor signaling pathway; G protein-coupled receptor signaling pathway. Gene Ontology annotation, cellular component: membrane. The transcript has 26 exons. NCBI's taxonomy places the organism in Eukaryota, Metazoa, Mollusca, Bivalvia, Pectinida, Pectinidae.